UUGAAAGGUGACAGGACGAGAAAAAUACUUUGGUGUAUAUAUGUUUGAAAACAAUUUAUUUUAAGGAACCGAAUUCAAAGUAGCUCAUUUCGCGUCAACACGACUAACGAGCAGCAUUUAACUUGUGAAUGUAAAACACAGACGAUAGUCAUAACUAACUGUUCGGUUGGUUGGAGAAUUUUCAAUACAAUUUGAGAUAGUAAAUUCACAUCGUUAUACGUUUUCUUGGAUGCAAUCAAACGGAUAUCAGCAAAUGUUUUUUUUAUCGAUAGUAUCAAGGAAACACAUACUGCCCGAUCUGAGCGUAAGAACGCAUUGAAAUGGAAUAUCCGAUUGUGUGCGGGAAGAAGAGCUUAUGCGUACUGAUGUCUAUAGCCAUGCUGUUAUGUUACUAUGAAUAUACAAGGAUCGACAUAAAGAACGAAGAAAAAUCGCUGAAACAACUUCAACGUGGCAAAACUAACAAACACUCUGGCGAGAAUCAAACUGUAGUAGACUUUGGCGUGCCAAUCGAUGAUGCUGAAAAACGCCAAGAUGUGCCUAAUGUGUUACUGAUAACGUACUUACGGUCGGGCUCCUCUUUAAUCGGAGAUAUCGUCCAGCAGGUGCCCCAUGCACUUUACUCUUUUGAACCCGCCAAGCAAUGCAUGGAGAGAGGUUAUUAUCUGUCUCGCGAUCGUGGUAUGUGCUACCUCACCAACGACGUGUGCAAAAAUACGCCCAAGAAUGAUUACGGAUUCAUAAUGGAACAUUUCAAGAACUUUUACAAAUGUAAUUUAAAAACGCUAAACCUCUAUUUCUUAUCAAGGAGUAGGCAAUUCCAUAAAUUAGCUUACCAAUGUAAACGUGAAGCUAAUCAGAAAAAGUGUAUUUCUAAACUGAUUCCAGUGUGUGAAAAAGCGGUCCGGAUAAUAAAAACCAUACGAUUGUCUAUGGACAUGGUACAGGAAUUAAUGGAGAAUAUUCCUAACCUAAAAGUGAUACACUUACUACGAGAUCCACGAGGGAUGAUCGUGUCCAGGAUAAAAGCCAUAAGGCAUCUUCAAUACAAAAUGGGAAAUAUGUCUUCGAUAGCCCGGGCCGUGUGCGAUAGGUAUAACAGAGACAUAAGUAUAGGCCAAUCACUGAAGGUCAAAUAUCCUAACAGAAUUAAAACACUGCUAUACGAACAGAUAGCACAGAGACCUUUAGAAACUUCUAUUCGAAUAUUUAAAUUUUUGGGACUUCAACCAAAAAGCAAUUUCAAAAGUUGGCUGAUGGAGCACAUUGCAGGGGACCCGAAAAUGUCACCUGGUCAUCCCGCCUUUAGUACUGUGCGCGCCAACUCUACAGCCACUGCGAACUCCUGGCGGUUAAAACUGUCGUUAGAUAACGUCAUGGAUAUUGACCGGGAGUGCUCUAAGGUGUAUGCAUACACAGGCUAUCUGGCGGUAAAGAAUUCAGCCCAUCUGAAAAAUCUCAAUAUAUCCGUUCGAAAGGAGAAUUCUGAUUUUCCAUAGAUACACUAUGUAAGUUGCAACAAUAAAAAAAUAAAAAAUAAACUAUCUUCAAUAGUUUUUACAUGAAAUGUAAAACAAGCAUAGCAACAAGAAAUACUUUCCUAUAUACUUUUUACUUCUUUUCUUUUGUUGUAAUUUCUAUUGAUUAAUCAAGGCCUUUGUUUUAAAGGAAUAAUACAUUAGAUUAGUCUGAUGCCCCUCAACUGAUCCGUGAGAAGUAUUUAGUAGAGAGACAUUGUUAAAGGUUUGUUCAUUAUAGGAAUAAUGUACUUAGCUUAUUAGGACAAUUUAUAUAGUCCUUGUCCUCUUUUUAUCAUAUAUACCGGGUCAAGUUCGUCCUAAGGUAAAGUCCGGCCACUCGAGAUAUUUUCUGUCUUGUGAAAUUAAUUAGAAGAAAAAAAAAUCUUCCAGUUUGCGAUUUUGCUGUAAACAUUAUUGCUAUUAAUUUAUGUCAUACGUGUGAAACGCUGACAGAUUCACAUGAUGGUAUGCAAAACGUGUAGCAUCGAUAUCCCUAACACUGUAAUAUACGAAUUUGUUGAAAUAUCAAUUUCGGGCAGGUUCAGCCAAUGCAAUACAUGGAACGUCGGUUAAUUGGUUAGAACAUCUGGGCGAACUUAGCCAAGACUGCUUGCCCGAACAUUCCUCAAGGCGGAGCAUGUUCGGUCAUCCAAUCUUCCGGCAGAAAAGAAAUAUUCUUCUAAUAAGUGCGUGUUUGCCAUUUUGUUAUUGUUAUUAUUUUAUGAAUGGCAUGGAAUUUCUCUUCCUCGUGGUAUAUAUAUAUCUAAAGUAAUUUCAACGAAUGCCAU
Messenger RNA from Mizuhopecten yessoensis (Yesso scallop), 2308 nucleotides. Its product is annotated as carbohydrate sulfotransferase 1-like. Gene Ontology annotation, molecular function: N-acetylglucosamine 6-O-sulfotransferase activity. NCBI's taxonomy places the organism in Eukaryota, Metazoa, Mollusca, Bivalvia, Pectinida, Pectinidae. The transcript is spliced from 4 exons. Bases 321 to 1499 code for a protein of 392 amino acids. Gene Ontology annotation, biological process: sulfur compound metabolic process; N-acetylglucosamine metabolic process. The record is from RefSeq and is a predicted model, not a curated record.